This is a messenger RNA of Haliotis rubra (blacklip abalone), 624 nucleotides long. Its product is annotated as thyroid receptor-interacting protein 11-like. Gene Ontology annotation, biological process: Golgi organization; endoplasmic reticulum to Golgi vesicle-mediated transport. Lineage: Eukaryota; Metazoa; Mollusca; Gastropoda; Lepetellida; Haliotidae. Gene Ontology annotation, molecular function: small GTPase binding. The record is from RefSeq and is a predicted model, not a curated record. Gene Ontology annotation, cellular component: Golgi apparatus. Bases 1 to 624 code for a protein of 207 amino acids. The transcript has 6 exons.
AUGAAAUAUCACGCCACGGAGCUGCGGCUUGCUCAGGAAAAGAUCGCUGAGUUUCAAACUUUGUGUGGGGCCCUGAAGACUGAGAAUGACCGUCUCAAGAUCUUCAACAGAGAGUUGGAAGAGAAGGCUGAAUCAUCAGAGUUGCAGAUCAACUCUAUCUCCUCCCAGUAUCGAGAUGUCUUGCAGGAAAAGGAGGUAAACAGAUCACUCUUUCUCAUUGGCUUCUCAGUACAGGGGUGUCUGGAAGCAGGACCUGGGUGUAUGUAUCACCACAUGGCCUCUCAGUACAGGGGUGUCUUGAAGCAGGACCUGGGUAAUGAGCUGAAAGAAUUGAAGAAGAAGCAUCAUGAGAUUCUGGAACACCAGGCGAAGUCAGCACUGUCUCCACUCGCAGCGCCAUCUACUGUUCCCGCUCAUUCUCAGCCAGGAAGUUUAUCCACCCAGACAGGCCUAGGAUUUUCCGAAGGUGUCAGUGGAUCUGAAUGGGACCUUGGUGACAAUAUCAGCCUCCAGCAUGAAAUCAACAGGCUGCGUCAGGAGGCCACACGACUCCAGACUGAGGCUCAACACUGGAAAUCAGUAGCAGGACAACUGGCCCCUGAUCCAGGAAUUAAAGUGAGGUGA